GGAAAAGAUUGGACGUGUGCCUUCGUCCAGCCGCGCAUAUCCCGUCGCCUUCGCCUUCGCCGGCCCGGCCCGAAUCCGCCCCGCCAUUACUGCAACCCAACCAUGUGAUGGUGCGGAGGAGGCGCCAUUAAUCCACCACCACGCCCUCUCUUCUCAGGGACCAUGCGCGCGAAUACGCUCAGAGCAGCAAUGGCGACGGCGAGGAUGGCGAUGUCGCUGCCGUCGCCGGCAAGAGCGCUCUCGUCCGCGGCCGCCGCCCCUCCCGCCUCCGGCGUGUCCAUGGUGCAGGGCGCGUCGCGCGGCAUCGGCCUCGAGUUUGUGAGGCAGCUGCUGCGGAGGAGCGACCAGGGCCGCGUCGUCGCGACGUGCCGCGCCCCCGACUCCGCCGCCGAGCUCCAGGAGCUUAGGCGGGAGCACGCGGGGCGCCUCACCGUGCUGCCGCUGGACGUCACCGACGAGAGCACCAUAGAGGCCGCCGCGGCCGCAGUUGGGGAGACCCACGGAUCCCUCGACCUGCUGAUCAAUGCCGCCGGCAUCCUUUCGAUCCCAAAUGUUAUACAGCCAGAGACCUCGUUGAGCAAAGUUCAGAAGUCAUCCCUGCUACUGGCAUACGAAGUCAAUGCUGUCGGUCCUAUUCUGGUCAUCAAGCACAUGCGCCCGUUCCUGAAGAUCGGUGCGAGCUUGGAAACAGGGAAAGGUUUCUCGUUGGUUGCGAAUAUGAGCGCUAGGGUUGGCUCGAUAGGGGACAAUGCUCUGGGAGGCUGGCAUUCGUACAGAGCUUCUAAAACAGCACUGAAUCAAUUGACAAAGACUGCAUCAGUCGAGUUGGGCAAGAAGGACAACAUCGCCUGCAUUUUGCUGCAUCCAGGAACAGUCGACACCGAUCUCUCACGGCCGUUCCAGAGAAAUGUGGCCAAGGAUAAGCUCUUCACGAGGGAGUUCUCUGUACAGAAGCUCCUGUCCAUCAUCGACAAUGCCAAGAAGACUGACAACGGGAAGUUCUUCGCUUGGGAUGGCCAAGAAAUUCCUUGGUGACCACUGACCACUGUUUUCCAGUCAGUGAUCAUUUCUACCCUAAUUUUCUUCUUCAGAACCACCUGUGUUUAUUUUUAGCCUUAAACUCAAUGCCUGAACCCACCUCUAGUAAGAUCUCUGAUAUGAAAAGCAUGUGAAGUAUAUUUCCCUUUUCUCCCAAACUACUUGAAAAUUAUGCAUACAUGAUGUUUAGCGCUGAGUACAACUUUACAAGUUAAACUUGUUUCCUUGUA
This is a messenger RNA of Hordeum vulgare subsp. vulgare (domesticated barley), 1268 nucleotides long. RefSeq names its product C-factor. NCBI's taxonomy places the organism in Eukaryota, Viridiplantae, Streptophyta, Magnoliopsida, Poales, Poaceae. The record is from RefSeq and is a predicted model, not a curated record. The coding region runs from base 163 to 1035 and encodes 290 amino acids. The transcript has 6 exons.